AUGGACGCCAUUGAUGCAUUCGCAUCGGAGUUCAAAUGGGCCGUGAGCUGGACGCGUCCACUGGCGGGUACAACAGCGUUCGUCAAAUUUGUCAACAGAGAUGGCAGACCGAUCAACGAUGUUGUGUUUUGCCAGCGUCUCCAGGAGCAAGUCGAGGUCAUGCUGGUACCAGGAAGUGGGUGGUUUGGCGGUGGAAUCAACUUUCGAGGAUACGUGCGAAUCGGCUAUGUGCAAGAGCCCCAGACAUUGCUAAAUGGACUGCAAGCCUUGCGGCAAUUCAUGCGCAAUGAUUACGAAAAGCUAUCUGUUGCGUGA
Molecule: messenger RNA, 315 nt
Organism: Aspergillus chevalieri
Lineage: Eukaryota; Fungi; Ascomycota; Eurotiomycetes; Eurotiales; Aspergillaceae
Exons: 1
Coding region: 1-315 (104 amino acids)
Source: RefSeq, a predicted model, not a curated record